Molecule: messenger RNA, 999 nt
Organism: Megalobrama amblycephala (Wuchang bream)
Lineage: Eukaryota; Metazoa; Chordata; Actinopteri; Cypriniformes; Xenocyprididae
Gene: gpx4a
Product: glutathione peroxidase 4a
Exons: 7
Biological process (GO): response to oxidative stress
Molecular function (GO): glutathione peroxidase activity
Source: RefSeq, a predicted model, not a curated record
AUAUGGGGGGUUUCAGUGUUCUGGGUGUUUCGUGAACAUAAGGUACUUAGCAAGAGGAUUUGAUCGAACACGCUGCCUGCCAUUUCAGUAGUUAGUACUGAAAGGCAGCCAUGCGUUUUUUAGGCUCUGCUGUCGUUUUCUCCCUAGUGUUGCAGACAAUGUCUGGACCGCUAGAAGACUGGCAGACGGCCACAUCCAUUUAUGACUUCACAGUCACGGAUAUAGAUGGUAAUGAAGUUUCCCUUGAAAAAUACAGGGGAAAAGUUGUCAUCAUCACAAAUGUUGCCUCAAAGUGAGGCAAAACCCCAGUAAACUACUCUCAGUUUGCAGAAAUGCACGCCAAGUACACUGAGAAAGGUUUACACAUCCUGGCCUUCCCAUCCAACCAGUUUGGACGUCAGGAACCCGGAACCAAUUCCCAAAUCAAAGAAUUCGCCAAGUCUUACAAAGCAGAGUUUGAUAUGUUCAGUAAGAUUGACGUGAACGGCGACACUGCGCAUCCUCUGUGGAAGUGGCUGAAGGAACAACCCAAUGGAAAAGGAUUCUUUGGAAAUAGCAUCAAAUGGAAUUUCACAAAGUUCCUUAUUAACCGUGAAGGCCAGGUUGUGAAGAGAUAUUCUCCACUGCAGGAUCCAAGCGUGGUGGAAAAGGAUCUGCCUAAAUAUCUCUAAGGAGCAUAAUUAGCUGACUGUCAAAUGACCCCACGCUGCCCUGCCGCCCCUCUUCAUUCUCCCCGACUGACAGCUGGGUGUCAGUGAUGUCGUCUCACGGACUAAUGAUGGUUUGUUUCAAAACCCGUCUUGAGGAAAAAACAGACCUGAUGCAUUUGGCGUGCAACCCCUCCUGAGAGCAUCAUCUCUGAGCCGUCAGUCUGGAGAGAGACCCCCGUCCUUCUACUGCCCCUGUGCUUUUACAUGAAAUAAUGUACAUUUCUUCAGCACUAAACAUGUUGUCAUGGUGUAACAUUUCUUAAUAAAUGCAAAGACACUGAUUUUAAAA